Molecule: messenger RNA, 351 nt
Organism: Rotaria sordida
Lineage: Eukaryota; Metazoa; Rotifera; Eurotatoria; Philodinida; Philodinidae
Source: the annotation of a GenBank genome assembly
AUGCGAUACUCCGCAGCUUAUUUACUUGCUAUCUUAGGUGGUAAUCCAUCACCAGAUGUUGCUGCAAUUGCCAAGAUUAUGGGUAGUGUUGGAAUCGAAUGUGACGAACAACGUGCUCAAAAAGUAAUCGAUGCCUGCAAAGGUAGAGAUGUUAACGAAAUUAUUGCUGAGGGCUUGAAAAAAAUAGAUGGUAUUGGAUUGACAAGUACACCUAUGGUAACUCCUACACCUACACACAACCAAACAGGUGUUCAUACAGAACCAUCGGACCCAAAUGAUGUUGUAAAUUCAGGCACUAGCACACCUUCAACUCCUGGUAGCGAUCCAGGCAUGUUUGACUUAUUUGAAUAA